Messenger RNA from Mesocricetus auratus (golden hamster), 1629 nucleotides. It is a transcript of the gene Rgs19, whose product is annotated as regulator of G protein signaling 19. The transcript has 6 exons. The record is from RefSeq and is a predicted model, not a curated record. NCBI's taxonomy places the organism in Eukaryota, Metazoa, Chordata, Mammalia, Rodentia, Cricetidae. The coding region runs from base 233 to 886 and encodes 217 amino acids.
GAUGUAGAUGCCGGCUCUGUUCCCGGACUUCAGCGGCCGGUCCACGUGGACCUGGGUCGCGGUGGGACGGGAGCCCACCCCCUGCGCGUGGGGGAGGGAGAGCUGCAGCAAGGUUCCCCUUUUUCUUCAGCUCAGAGCUUUGAGAAGUAAUUGCUAAAGAUCCAAGCUCCCAGACUGCACUGAAGGUCCAGAGCUGGCACCACAGAACCCGGGCAACCCCCUCUACCCACACAUGCCCACCCCACAUGAGGCUGAGAAACAGCACACAGGACCAGAGGAGGCGGACAGGCCCCCCUCGAUGUCCAGCCAUGAUGCAGCCCCCUCAGGACCCCCCAGUCGCAACCCCUGCUGCUUAUGCUGGUGCUGCUGCUGCAGCUGCUCCUGGAACCAAGAACGGCAGCGAGCUUGGCAGGCUUCUCGGGAAAGCAAACUGCAACCCCUCCCCAGCUGUGAAGUUUGCACUCCACCAAGCCCUGAGGAAGUACAAAGCUGGGCACAGUCCUUUGACAAGUUGAUGCAUAGCCCCACGGGCCGCAGUGUGUUCCGGGCAUUCCUGCGCACAGAAUACAGCGAAGAGAACAUGCUCUUCUGGCUGGCCUGUGAGGAGUUGAAAGCAGAGGCCAACCAACAUGUGGUGGAUGAGAAGGCGCGACUUAUCUAUGAGGACUACGUGUCCAUCCUGUCCCCCAAGGAGGUGAGCCUGGACUCCCGUGUGCGAGAAGGCAUCAAUAGGAAGAUGCAAGAGCCAUCGCCACACACAUUUGAUGAUGCACAGCUGCAGAUCUACACCCUCAUGCACCGGGACUCCUAUCCUCGCUUCCUCACCUCUCCCGCCUAUCGUUCUCUGCUACUCCAGGGGGCCCCACAGUCCUCCUCUGAGGCCUAGGUGCUUGCCACACAGAUGUUCUACACCUACGGGCAGACUAGGGGCUAACCCUGCCCCAUUUGGUUGGAAGUAGAUUCUGUCCCAGUGGCAACUGCAAUGUUCUGCUCUGCCCUAGCCUGCUCCAACUGGGGGUUCUCCUAGAUGGUGCCUCAGACCCUCCGGUCACGUGCCCAAGAGAUGUUCUCAUAGAGAACAGCCUAGGCCAACAGGUUUGUAGCAGGAGAACUGUUUAUUCCUCAGAACCAGAUGUAGGACCUCAGAGUCAGGCUCAAAUAAAGAGCCCAUUUAUAUUUUAUAUGUUAAUGAACUUUAAAAUUCGAAAUAUGUCCUUAAUGUACAUUUUAUCAAAAGAAAAAAGGCUUUCACAGUCACCUGUAUUCCCUCACAUGCCAAAAACAUGAUAUAAUAUUCUUGACCUUUUAAAAAUAAGUUUCCGUUUAUCCCACAGUUGGAGAAGAGGCUUAUCCAUCCAGACUCUACCCUGUGCCCUUCCCCCGUAACAGUAGCCUUAGUAGGUAACUAUUCGGGGCCCUGUCCAAGGUAUGGCUCUAGGAACUGGCCUCAACUCUUAAAUGGGUCAGCACCCCACAAAGGCUUGAGAAGAUUAUCCCACAUUCCUGUGUACUUGGUGAAAUGUCUUCCUAGAGGCUGGUAGGGACAAAGCUGAUGGUGUAGCCUCCUCAAAGUAGCUGGGAACAAUGUCAUCUUCAUCUUAUGGGUCCAAUAAAGCAAAGCACCCACUA